CACACACGGGACAAUAAUUAUCGUGUGUGUUUUUUUAAGGAUUCAGAGGGAGAACAGCAGCUGCAGUCAUGGCAGGACAGAAAAGUAAAAGUGUGACUGUGUGUGGAUAUCCACUCAGCAUCUUUUUUAUUGUGGUCAAUGAGUUCUGUGAGCGUUUCUCGUACUAUGGCAUGAGAGCGGUGCUGGUGCUGUACUUCAAGUACUUUCUGAAGUGGGACGAUGACUUUGCCACUACGAUCUACCACACGUUUGUGGCCCUGUGUUACCUCACACCCAUCCUGGGGGCCAUCAUCGCCGACUCAUGGCUGGGCAAAUUUAAGACCAUCAUCUACCUGUCCAUCGUCUACGCGGCGGGACAGAUCGUUCUGGCGGUGAGCGCGAUUCACGACAUCACAGACACCAAUAAAGACGGAGUGCCCGACAACAUGACCUUCCACGUAGCUCUGUCCAUGGUGGGGCUGCUGCUCAUCGCUCUGGGCACUGGAGGCAUUAAACCCUGUGUGGCGGCGUUUGGAGGAGACCAGUUUUCAGACGAACAGGAGAAACAGAGAAGCACUUUCUUCUCCAUCUUCUAUCUGUCCAUCAAUGCAGGGAGUCUCCUGUCCACCAUCAUCACCCCCAUCCUCAGAGCUCAGCAGUGUGGGAUUCACACCAAACAGCAGUGUUACCCUCUGGCCUUCGGGGUCCCUGCUGCUCUCAUGGUGGUCGCCUUAAUCGUCUUCAUCGUGGGCAGUGGCAUGUACAACAAGACGGCGCCUCAGGGGAAUAUUCUGGUUAAAGUUUGCAAGUGUGUUGGGUUUGCUAUCAAGAACCGAUUCAGACACAGAGACUCGAGGUUCCCAAAGAGAGAGCACUGGAUGGACUGGGCUGAGGAGAAGUACGACAAACUGUUGAUCGCUCAGGUGAAGAUGGUGCUCAAAGUGCUCUUCCUGUUUAUCCCUCUCCCCAUGUUCUGGGCGCUCUUUGACCAGCAGGGCUCCAGGUGGACGCUCCAGGCCACGACCAUGGACGGAAACUUUGGAGUGUUCGUGGUUCAGCCUGAUCAGAUGCAGACGGUGAACCCGAUCCUGAUCCUCGUCCUGGUGCCCGUCAUGGACAGUAUCGUGUAUCCACUGAUUUCAAAAUGCAACCUCAACUUCAGCCCCCUGAAGAGGAUGACCGUGGGCAUGUUCCUCGCCGCUCUCGCCUUCGUGGCCGCUGCUCUGGUCCAGCUACAGAUCGAUAAUUCACUGCCCAAGUUUCCAGCAGCAACUGAGUCCCAGGCCAAGUUUAUCAACAUGAUGAACACGUCCGUGACGGGGCAGGCCGGAGAGUUUCCUCUGAGUCUGCCGUCUUAUACGGCCACUGAGGAUUAUAAAACAUUUACAGGUCCGUUUAGCUUGAAUCUGGAGGGAGCGGUUUACCCCGUCAGUUUGGCCGACGGAACACGCAACACUUUAGUCAUAAUCAAGGACGCCAUGUCACCCAGGGCCAUUCUGUUCGGCGACAUCACAGCGAAACCGGACGAGGGCAAAAACGCGAUCAGAUUCUUCAACGGGUUUAGUUCAGCUCUUAACAUCACGACUGAUGAACUGGACUUUGGAGACAUCGUGCGAAACAACAUGUCCGAAUAUCGAAACGUGACAUCUGGAAAAGUAAAGUUCACGAUCCUCGAUGAAGCCACCUCGCAAACGUGUGUCUACGAGCAGACGCUGAAGUUUGGCAGUUCUUUCACUUUGCUCAUCCCUCCGACUUUGACGCUUGGACAAAUGGUAGCGUGUCAGGGCAUCGUUGAAGUGACGGACAUAAACCCCAACAGCGUCCACAUGGCCUGGCUCAUCCCUCAGUACUUCCUCAUCACUGCAGGAGAGGUCGUCUUCUCCGUCACUGGUUUAGAGUUUUCCUACUCACAAGCUCCCAGUAACAUGAAGGCCGUGCUGCAGGCGGGCUGGCUGCUCACCGUCGCCGUCGGAAACAUCAUCGUGCUGAUCGUCGCUGAAGCGGCUACACUUCCUGACCAGUGGGCAGAGUACAUCCUUUUCGCCUCCCUGCUCAUCUUAGUCUGCAUCAUCUUUGCCAUCAUGGCCUAUUUCUACACCUACAUCGACCCGGUCCAGAUCGAAGCGCAGUUUUCUCAGCCAGAGGACGAGAAGAAGAGGAAAAGUCUGGAGAUGACGAAGAGGGACUCCAUAGAGAAGAGGAAACAUUCAGAUUCUAACAGCUUGUACCAGACCAAAAUGUGAAGUGUUUUUUUUGUCGUGUGUGACUGAGCGAGCGCUGGAUCACAUGGAAAUCAACAUCAGUGUUUGGAGAAUAGUUGUAAAGCGUUUUGAGGUUAUCCCAGUAAUUACAUUUUAGUAGUUUUAUCUUAAAGUUGUUUUAAAUGUAUGUAUUGUAAUAUAUCUGUAAUAUAUUAGAGUUUUUUAUGCUAUAUGAAAGUUGCAUCUACUUGGAUAUUUGGACGUGGUUCUGUGGUCAAGGACAUAAGUUGGCCAUAAAAUAAUUGUGUUUGCUGUUGCCAGUAAGACUGUGUACACGAGGUAAUAGACCACACCUACAGCUGCACUUAAUAAAAGUCUCUCCUGGCCU
Molecule: messenger RNA, 2568 nt
Organism: Periophthalmus magnuspinnatus
Lineage: Eukaryota; Metazoa; Chordata; Actinopteri; Gobiiformes; Gobiidae
Gene: slc15a1b
Product: solute carrier family 15 member 1b
Exons: 23
Coding region: 69-2222 (717 amino acids)
Biological process (GO): oligopeptide transport; transmembrane transport
Cellular component (GO): membrane
Molecular function (GO): dipeptide transmembrane transporter activity
Source: RefSeq, a predicted model, not a curated record